GCCGCGAGGACGUGGCCCGCGGAGGAAGGUUCAGCCGGGAGGAAACACGCUGGGUUCACUCCAUUAUUGCUUUGCUGGUGCAAAUGACUCAGCUUAUUUGUAUGGCGUUUUGGUAUGCCAGGAACCAAAAACAAAAUAAUUCAAGGCAGUGAAACUGAAGUAAACUAGGAAGAUCAUCAGCCGAGAAGGGCCUGUUGGGAGGAAGCAGAGUGCCACACUUGACAGGUCACAUCCAGAAGAUAAAUCUUUCCUCUACCAGUAUUCUCGUGAUUUUCACCUGAACCAUCUGUUUUAUAUCUUUGAGCUUUGGAAAUUUAUUUAAAUGAUGACCCUCCAGCUAAAAAGCUUUGAAAGCAGCUAUACUAAAGUGGCCUCAUGAGUAUUGUCUAAAUUUCAUGGGCAGAAAAACAAAACCGGAUAAUGUCUAGAGUCAGAGUGGGACUGAGUCAACAGCUAUCAAUGAAAAGUUCUGAGUAUUCUGAUCCGGCUGCUAUUUGAAGCCUAUAUUUUGGUUCUGGGAUGAAAAAUCAAGUGAAGCACUGUUUUAUUGUAGCAGCAGUCCUUUGAAAUUUAACUCAAAAAAUGGGUGCUCUUAAUUCACAGAACUGCUCUUUUCAGUACCAGCUGCAUCAAACACAUCAGCUUCUAGAUGGUAACUGUCUGUUAUUCUUGAUUAUAUUUGGGAAAAUACUGUUAAAUAUCUUCACAUUAGGAAUGAAAAGGAAAAACACUCAUCAAAAUUUUUUGGAAUAUUUUUGCAUUUCACUAGCAUUUACUGAUCUUCUACUUUUCGUGAAUAUUUCUAUUAUAUCUUAUUUCAGGGAUUUUGUGCUUUUAGGCAUUAGGUUUACUAAAUACCACAUCUGCCUAUUUAUUCAAAUUAUUUCUUUUACUUACGGUUUUUUGCAUUAUCCAGUUUUCCUGAUAGCUUGUAUAGAUUAUUACCUGAAUUUCUCUAAAGCCACCAAGCUUCCAUUUAAGUGUCAAAAAGUAUGUUAUUUCUUUACAAUUGUUUUAAUUUGGAUUUCUGUCCUUACUUAUGUUUUGGGAGAUCCAGCUAUCUACCAAAGCCUGAAGGCACAGAAUGUUUAUUCUCAUCAAUGUCCUUUCUAUAUUGGUGCUCAGGGUUACUGGCUGUCAUUUUCCAUGGUGACAAUUUUAUUUAUGGGUUUUAUAACCUCUUGGUCAGAAGUCAUUACCUUGGUACAGGCUGUUAGGAUAACUUCCUACAUGAACGAGACUAUCCUAUAUUUUCCCUUUUAUUCCCACUCUUCUUAUACCAUUAACUCUAAAAAAACACUCUUGCCCAAGUUGAUUAUCUGUUUUCUUGGUACCUGGUUACCAUUUGUAGUGCUUCAAGUAAUUAUCCUUUUACUUAAAAUACAGAUUCCAGCUUACAUUGAGAUGAACAUUCCAUGGUUGUACUUUGUCAAUAGUUUUCUCAUUGCUACAAUUUUUUGGUUUAAUUGUCACAAACUUAAUUUGAGAGACAUGGCAUUACCUGUGGAUCCAUUUGUCAACUGGAAAUGCUGCUUCAUUCCAAUUAUACUUCCUAAUUUUGAGCAAAUUGAAAAGCCUAUAUCGGUAAUCAUUUGUUGAUAUGUUACCAUGUUAAAACUAAAACUUAACAGCUACAAGACGGGUAAUUUUACAAACCGGAAGGAAUGAGGCCUUGGGACAUAUACUUAACUGAAGCUCUCCCCUGACCCCAAACUUUCAUACCUUUUCAGAAUGUGUCUUUUGGGGGCUCUAUGUAUUAGUUUUCAACAAAAUACUUCCAAAAACAUAUUUAUACCUGUUGGCCAUACUCAUGUUUGUGUUACCCAGAAAACUACUGGAUACAAACGGUUAUGUAAAUCUGAGAUUCUUCUGCCAACUUUUCAGAUUUAAAUAAACAUUUUUAUUAAACUCA
Messenger RNA from Odocoileus virginianus texanus, 1912 nucleotides. RefSeq names its product G protein-coupled receptor 160 (gene GPR160). Gene Ontology annotation, cellular component: plasma membrane; signaling receptor complex. Lineage: Eukaryota; Metazoa; Chordata; Mammalia; Artiodactyla; Cervidae. The record is from RefSeq and is a predicted model, not a curated record.